Molecule: messenger RNA, 3786 nt
Organism: Daphnia carinata
Lineage: Eukaryota; Metazoa; Arthropoda; Branchiopoda; Diplostraca; Daphniidae
Gene: row
Exons: 9
Coding region: 139-3579 (1146 amino acids)
Biological process (GO): regulation of transcription by RNA polymerase II
Cellular component (GO): nucleus
Molecular function (GO): sequence-specific DNA binding; DNA-binding transcription factor activity, RNA polymerase II-specific
Source: RefSeq, a predicted model, not a curated record
ACCCCUCUUUCACACGCUUGAUAGAUUCAUGUUUGUUUUUUGCAGUGUAGCAAAUACUAGUUCCAAAAUUGUAUUGAUUUGAAUUUUAUUUGUUGAAUCCAGACAUUAUACAUAGAAAACGAACAGAAUUACGUUAACAUGACGCUUUCAGACGAUUUGGAAGUCGAUUGUUGUGAAGAAGAAUUGAGUGAAGCUCAAGUGAACUUUUAUUCAAAUGCCAUAAAGGAAUAUGAAAAAGCUUUGUCAGAAGCCAACCAAAUCAAGAAAGAAGGUUCUUCAGUCACAAAAACAGGAAAUGUUUGGUUAGUGAAAUCUACUUACCUGGUUAAAGUUAGAAAUCCAGUACCACCGGCAACACAACUACCACCAUUAGUUGGCCAGCAUUCUCUUAAUAAUCCCCGGAGUGGACCUAAUUUGUUCAUGGUGCGACCCCCUAUUCCUACUGCACCCCCCCUCUCAACAAAAAUUCUGGUAUCAACCAAUCAAUCUUCAAUUUCCACACCAAUAACCCAAGAAGGAACACCUACAGUUGUUAAUGAAGCUUCACUUCCAGUUGUUGAAGAAACCCCAUUUCCAGCAUCACAGUUACUUUCACAAUUCACUGUAACUACUGCCAAAAAACAGAAACCAGCACCAUUGUCACAUACUCCUGAAACUCUACAAGUUUCUCAAGUGGUUCACAGUAGUCACCCACCAAUUGUAACACAAGUUACUAAUUCUGCAAAAGUUAUCCAAAUUGCCCCAACUGUCAAAGUUUCCCAUGUUGUUCAAAUUCCUAAAGUUGCCCCAGCUUCCCAAGCUGUGUUGGUUACCCCUUCCAUACAGCUUAGUGGAAAUGCCAAGAAGGCGAAUAGUAAUCCAUCUCCUAAUGCAACAAAGCCCAAUAAACCACCAGAUGCUCCCACAGUUCCUGCACCUGUACAAUCCAAUCAGCUGAUGACUGCAGUGACAUUGCCUUCUAACCCUCCUCCUCCAGCAAAGAGUGUCCAAAAAGAAUCUGGUCACACUUCUGAAGAUCCAAAACUCUUGUCCAAAACCAUUCCAUCACUCUGUGUCGUUGUUCGCCCUGCAAAUGCAGUUCCUGAUGCUGUGAAUGCCAAGAAACGAGAAGCUCUAGAUUCAUUUGUCAAAAGUCGUUUAGUCCUUGAUGGUCGUCGGUUUGCUGAAUGGCUAAUGCAAGUAGGGCUACUGCGAAGUCAGCAAUUCGGUUUAUGUCGGACACAUUGUAACGGGAACCCAACACCGGUCCCUUUACAACUUAGGAUGUAUGCUGAAGAGAAUAAAUUUCCGUACAGCGGAGGCUAUGUAUGGAUAUCAAAGUGUUGCGAUCGCAAUUUCGUUUCCAUCUUUCGUGAAUCGAUAUUUGAAGAUGCGGCUCAUUCACCAACUGUUUUAUUAAAGUUGAUCUACCAUUGGGCUUGCCAGACAACUGUCGCCAAUGUAGUACAAUGGGUGAAAAUAGAUCAUCCCUAUCUUCGCCUAUUUUAUACCAUGUUGCGAAGUGUUUGUACGGUUGAAGUCCACACCAGCACUCCGUUAUUCGGUUCCAAGAACGGUCGCGUUGAAGUUGGAGUUAUAUCGUUGGGAACAACGUCAACAGAUGGAAAACGGCGGGAUGUUAAGGUUGAAGUGCUGGGCGUCUAUGAUCAAGAAACGAAAAAACUCCGGCUCCGUGCCUGCGAACCAAUCGUUGGAGAUACCCGUAGUCGAGCUCGAUUCACCAAAAUACUGGAACCUCUUCCAAGAUGGGUGAACCAGAAGUCAGUUAUCAUGACUGAUUUCACUGUUGACCGUACUGCUCUCGAAGAGCUUGGAUUUCAUCAUGUUGUUCAGAAAAACUUGAACACGGUACCAGCCGAUGACCGCCUCAAUAAUCGCACGGUGAUGGAUUAUCUCCGUAAAACUGUACCGAAGGUGUUCCAGAAUACCUUGUCCCUUCUGUCUACGGCAACGAUUCAGCAGUUUCUUGAUGAGCUUAUUUGGCGAGAAAUCAACGGUCAGUCAUCGUCUGACGCGUUCCACAACAUUAUCCGUGAUAUUAGCGCACAGGCUCGUGCAGAUACUGGUGUGCCAUUAGUCAAGCGACUACCCAUUGUAUCGGUUGAUCCAUUCAAAGACUGGAGCAUUAACCAAACCAAAGCAAACAUACACAACACAGUUUCUUCAAACGAAACCAUCAUUACCAGCUCAGGAGCUAUGAAACGGCCCAUUUCAUCAACUAGCAAAGAUGCUUCUGCAGCCAGCGGUGCAAGCAACCCGAAAGAAGCGCGUUCUGCUUUAUACUAUGCCACCAUGUCAGAUUCAGGCAAAGAGGCUACCUCAUGCGAUCCAAAGGAAGCGGAGACCGCACAACCCACUUAUCUACCUUGUCAGCACGCGAACUGUCACAAGGUGACGAAAAGCAAUUUGGAAAUGAUGAUGCAUUUGAGGCAGCACUUGGUUGAGGACUCAGUGAGCGAUGGGAAGGACUGGAAAGAACAUUGCAGCUACUGCUUGGAUACGCUAGCUACGGUUGGCCAGAAAAAAGGGCACGAAGAAAUUCGCCACACCUUUCUUUCGUCGUUCAGUGUUCAAAAAUCGAGAGAAGAUGUUGCCACGGUUAAAGAUAUAAUAUGUUUAAUCUGUCACGAGAGAUUUGUCUCUCUUCGCCUGUUAGACCAUCACCUGGAAAAAACGCAUGUGUAUUGCGAGAUGCCCUAUCGGUGCCGUGUGUGUCAAUUCCAGACGUCAGUGCACUCGCAGUUGAUUGAUCACUUUUACGACAAUCAUAAGAAAAGCUUGCAUUUGUUAUGCCCGUUGUGCCUCGAUACGUUCGACACGAAAGGCGACAAUUUAGCUAAAGGGUUCGAUACAGGCCAUUUGCAAUAUUUGCAACACCUGAAAAAUCAUCUUCCGUUGACUAAUGGCCAUACUUGCAAACGCUGUGUUUUGACUUUCCAACAAUACGACCAGUUACGGUACCACGUCCGCACGGAUCAUACGUCAGCCGUUGCGAACGCCCAAGUCCGUCCUUUCUCUUACACGGUCAUAAAACCAAACAGCAAUAGAGUUAUGCAGCCAGCCAGUCAGCAGAGUCAAACGAUGAUACAGUCUAACCCAUCCAUUAUGACAAUCUUACCACUUUCAUCCGAUUUGAUGUCCCCAAUUUCCGACUCUUGUUCCCAAAACACAUCGGCAUCUGGAUCUGGAAUCAAAUCAGGAGUUAGGACGUACUCUAAAGAUUUUCUCCAAGACAUACCGAACACAAGUGUAGCUCGUCGACUUCCGAAUGUGAUUCUGACGGACGAUAUGCUUCUUACGGUUAAUCUGUGCAUUGAGUGCAAAGAGCCUUUGAAGAAGAAAAAUCAUUUCACUGGAUACAUGUGUUGCACUCUCUGUCGCUUUUCAACUUGCUGCUGCAUCGCCAUGAAACAACACCAAAAUCAUGUCCAUAAAGGAAAAUCAGGUCCAAUUCUCGGUUCAGUUUACGCUCUGAGUGAGGCGGUGAAAUGCAAGUGUGGAUUCUCCAGCACCAGCGGACUUGAAUUGGAACGUCAUCUGGUUCAUUGUGGGGAGAAAUCAGUCAUCGUUGCGCCGUAAAUCUCACUUUGAACAGGAAUAGAAAUUACGGAAGGUAACCAGGCCAUCAGCAAAUACCUGGCCAUGCCAGUAUUUCAAUCAUUUGCAUUGCUUCUAUUUGAUGACCGUAUCCAAACAAGUUUCUAUACAAUUUUAAGCAAGUUUUUUUUUUUACCAUUCUUGAAUGCUGUACAACUGUUUCAACCAAUCACGCGACGAGGGAAGCGC